Cyprinus carpio (common carp) is the source of this 1995-nucleotide messenger RNA. RefSeq lists its product as uncharacterized. NCBI's taxonomy places the organism in Eukaryota, Metazoa, Chordata, Actinopteri, Cypriniformes, Cyprinidae. The coding region runs from base 196 to 825 and encodes 209 amino acids. The transcript is spliced from 5 exons. The record is from RefSeq and is a predicted model, not a curated record.
CUUGCUUUCUCUUUCCUUUUGACUAAGCGCAGCCACGUUUCUUUUCAUUUGAACUACUUUGUCUGAAUAAACAGGUCAUGUGUUUUAGCAUCCAUAAUUUAUUUAUUUUUACACACCAGAUAUCCAAUUAUCGCGGGCGUUUGACGCAGGAAUAGAAAGCCAACCUUAUUAAUUCUAACAGAUACUAUUGACAGAAUGGGAUGCUGUUUUGUGCUCACUCUGUUUGUUUCGCUCCUUCACGGUGUUUUUGGUGAUGACUUGGUGACAGAGAUGAAGGGAGAUACAGUCACUCUAAACACUGAUACAAUCAAAAAAGAGCAUGACAAGUUGCUGUGGUAUUUUGAAGACACUCGCAUCGCUCUGAUCAACGGACAUCCCAGUGCAAGCUGUUUAUAUGAUGGUGUUGGAGGGAGAUUCAGAGACAGACUGAAGGUGGACUAUGAGACUGGAUCUCUGACCAUCACAGAAACCAGACCUGAACACGCUGGACGUUAUGAAGCAGAGAUCAUCAGAAGAGACGGUUCAGGCAAAAGACAAAGUUUAAACAGAAACCGCAAGUGUGACAGCACCAAAAUCACCAAAAAAAUCAGCAUCAGUCAUGAUGAUACUAUAAAAACUUUCAAUGUGAUCGUCACUGCUUUUCUAGAUUCAGGUCUGUCUUCAGCUGCUGUAGCAGGAAUAUGUGCUGGUGUUCUGCUGCUGCUGGCUGUUGUAGCUGCUGCUGCUGUGAUCUUCAGAAAUGCAAUAAGGAAGAAUAAAAACAAUGGACUAUUGCGCAAAGAUGAGAAGGAGAAAGAUGAUCCCAAAAGUGUCAUUAUAAAAUGAGGAAAACUUGCUGAGGAAGCAAUCUUCUCUGUAAAACAUAUAUACAACACUUUAAAGGGGGCAUAACACACACAUUUUCACCCAAUCUCGUGUUAAUCUUGAGUACCUACAGAGUAGUACUGCAUCCUUAAUAUCUCCAAAAAGUGUUUAGUUUGAUCAUAUUUAUAAAACAAAGAUACAGCCUUACGAUUCUUUCCGGAAAAAGCCGAGCUCCUGGAGGCGUGCCGUGGGCGGAGCUAAAGAGUGACGAGCACUUGGGCGCUGAAUCUGUACAAUGACGUAACUCGCUGAUUAUCCACCAUAGUGCGAUGCAAUGUUGUUGAAACGAACUCAGUUAGCUGGAUUUAUUGUUGAGGAUUUGGCAUGACUUUGGAUUGUUUGGUUCUUCGAAGCUCAUCCCAGAAUUGAUUGCAUCUUUUUAACCAGAAUUGAUACUUAAAAUCUGUCAGCUACCGCUGCUACUUUAUUACUAGAGUUUAUUUCCUACUGAUCCAAUAAUUUAAAAUAGUAAUAAUUUUAUUACAUUAAUUUAAAGAUGGUAUAAUAAUGUUGAGUAGUCUUUAAUACUAUAGACACAGAAAAUAGACACACAAAUAAUCGAGUGACCAUGAAAUGAAAUGAGUGCAGCUACUCAUGUAAACUGUGUGACACUCACUGUACACUGAUCUAGAGUAUAUAUGUACAUUUAAUCAUUUAGCAAAUGGUUUUAUCCAAGUCGUGAUGAUGAGCAUUGCAAGCACUUUAUUACAGGAAUUAUUAAAAUAAGAUGAAUAAGGACAGAUCCUUGAUCCACCGCAGUUCAACGGAGAGGGUUAAGGUUCUGGAAAGUGACUUAGACAUUUGUUGAUUCUUUGUGCAAUACAAAAUACAUUACUAAAUAUUUUUAAGACACAGCUAUUUUAAGUUUAUGCACAGGACAAUUUAACUUUAAAUACUAGUCAAAAAUUAGGAAAUUGUCUUUGUCAAAAUGUAUUAUAUUAACAUUAUAUGUAACACAUUGUGCAAACUCUUACUGUCAUUGUAGAACUGUUACUUUUAUUAUACCUCAGAGGCUGAAUUGAUCUUUUAAGCUUCAUCCAAAAACUGUAAUGUGUUUAUAAUAUUACUAUGUAUUCUGGAAGUCUGAUUCAUUUUCUCUAUUAAAAAACUGGUGAAUGAUUCUGUGUAAAC